Molecule: messenger RNA, 1080 nt
Organism: Wallemia ichthyophaga EXF-994
Lineage: Eukaryota; Fungi; Basidiomycota; Wallemiomycetes; Wallemiales; Wallemiaceae
Exons: 1
Coding region: 1-1080 (359 amino acids)
Source: RefSeq, a predicted model, not a curated record
AUGCCUCCGAUUCGACUCAGAGAGAAUAAUGAAAUCGAAUUACUCAGUCAUGGAAAUUCAGCCAAUAAGAUCCAGUCUACGUCCGCUCAGCAAGUUUGUGGUAUCUGUUCGCUCAAUCUGUCCGUUUACAUCUGUCCUUCAUGCAAUGUCCCGUACUGUUCGUUGAGUUGCUAUAAGUCCGAUAAGCACGGUCAAUGCAGUGAUAGGUUUGUCACUCAACAGCUCAAGGAAACGGAAGACUCCCCCAUCGACCACUCCCAGCAUCAUCAGUUCCUCAAUCUUCUCAAAAAUCAUUAUAACCAGACUUCAGAAGAUCACUUGAACUUUUUGAAAGACGAAGAUAGCGACGAUGAUGAUGACACCCUAAUCCAACGCCUAUCAUCUAUUGAUCUUGAUAAUUCUACGCAUGACGACAUUUUGAAUAUACUCACACAAGCAGAAAAAGAUCGUUUCCAUGAACUAUUCUUACCAUCGAAUCGCUCUCAUCUAACUCAACUACUACAAAACCAGCUUCAACCUUGGUUCGAUCAGUUUGACCCAACUUCCUUUGUCAAUCCCUUCAAUCUCACCUCAAUCCCUGUAUUCGAAGGUGGUCAGUUGCUAUCAUCAAACCUUGCUGCUAUUAUUUUCGCAUAUGCCUUCAUAUUACGCAGAUACUCUUUCAACUUGCUGUCCAGUUUUGAUAACAUAUCAACUGACGUUUCAGAUGCGAAGAAGGAUUUCGUGAGCUUACUACCAUUCGUCUUCCAGCCUAAUUCAAAGUUUGUUUACAACAAUCCAUCUGAAGCUGUGCAGAGCAUUUGGUCAUCUUUACCUUCUCAUUUGCGGUCGCAACAGCUCUACAUCACUCUAUUACAUGAUAUCAAGCUAUUACUAAGUCCACCUCAAAUAAUCAGACAAGACGAUACCCUCCUUUGUUGCGUUUGCCUCUUCGAUCUCAUCCAAGUUUUUGGUCAGUCAAAAACCUCAUCAGUCGCCAAAUUAAGAUUCUACAUGACUCGCUCCCACCACAUGACUAAUUCCCUAAAAGACAAAGUUGGAUUCAUCGACAAGGCAAUUGCUGAAAGCUCGCAUCUAUAG